This is a messenger RNA of Prunus armeniaca (apricot), 1233 nucleotides long. NCBI's taxonomy places the organism in Eukaryota, Viridiplantae, Streptophyta, Magnoliopsida, Rosales, Rosaceae. The record is from the annotation of a GenBank genome assembly.
AUGCAUGUAAAGAAGGGAAUUGUAGAGUUGAAGGAGGGAAUGGUGUCUAGAGUUGCGGCAGGGGGAAUGGUGGCUAGGGUUGCUAAGGGCGGCUCUCUGAUAAAGUUGGUUUAUUUCUCAACAAACAGUGAUUCUUCUGCUUCUUCUUCUUCAAAGGACAGUGUAGCAGUUUCUAGUGGCAAUGAAGGCCGUCCUGUUCUUGAAGGGAAGCUCCAUUUUGCGAAGUUUGAAACCGCCAAGAUAAAUGAUUGCAUAGACUUCAUUCGGUCCAAGCAACUUCGCCUUAGUGGCUUCCAGAAACAUGGGGCUCCAGCCGGCGAGAAGUGCACUAUUAAGGCCACUGGUGGUGGGGCAUACAAGUACGCGGAUCUCUUUAAGGAAAAGCUUGGGAUUUGUCUUGACAAGGAAGAUGAAAUGGACUGUCUUGUGGCUGGAUCAAAUUUUCUGCUUAAGGCAGUUCACACCGAAGCAUUCACAUACAUGGAUGGUCAGAAGGAAUUUGUGCAGAUUGACCAUGAUGAUCUAUAUCCCUAUAUGCUUGUUAAUAUUGGUUCUGGUGUCAGUAUGAUCAAGGUAGAUGGACCUGGUAAGUUUGAGCGAGUAAGUGGAACCAAUGUUGGUGGCGGCACUUUUUGGGGUUUGGGGAGGCUUUUAACAAAGUGCAAGAGUUUUGACGAGUUGCUGGAGUUAAGUCAUCGGGGAAAUAAUAGGGUGAUAGACAUGCUUGUUGGGGACAUCUAUGGUGGAAUGGACUAUACAAAGAUUGGUCUUUCAUCAACCACCAUUGCUUCUAGCUUUGGCAAGGCAAUUUCUGAUAACAAGGAGCUGGAAGAUUACAAACCUGAAGAUAUCUCUCGAUCCCUCUUAAGAAUGAUUUCAAAUAAUAUCGGACAGAUCUCAUACUUGAAUGCACUGAGAUUCGGGCUCAAGCGGAUAUUUUUUGCUGGAUUUUUCAUUCGGGGUCAUGCUUACACCAUGGACACGAUUGCUGUUGCUGUUCAUUUCUGGUCUAAAGGUGAAGCAAAAGCAAUGUUCUUAAAACAUGAAGGAUUUCUUGGAGCUUUGGGUUCAUUCAUGAGCUAUGAAAAGCAUGGCUUUCUUAACUUGAAGGUCCACCAGUUGGUGCAACAAUCUCCAGUGGAUGCAUCCCGUGGAGGAGAUAAGAUUCAUGAUCCACCAAACGGGGAAUUGAAUGAAAAUCAAAGUAUAGAUUGCAGUAUCUGCCUGUCAUAA